AAAUAGACAGACACACACACUCACACUCACUCUCACACACACACACACACACACACACACACACCUGCUCUGUACAGAGGUUGGUGUUCUUCAGCCUUGUUUAAUUUCAGUUUAUUCAGACUCUACUGUUCUGCUGUUUAUCCAUUUAAACCAAGACCUCUUAAAGAAAUGUCUUUUCCGAGUCUCAGUAAGAGCGCGGCUCAGAACCGGGCACUGAUAGUCUCGGUGGAGAGUUACAGCGCAUGCGCAGGACUCGGGAAGCGGAGCGGAGUGCGAAGGGACACGAAGCGGCUGCACGCGGCUCUCAAACGGAGAGGUUUCCAAGUGACAAUCCUGAACGACCCGGAUGCGCUCGAGAUCAUCGAAGAAUUUAAAGCAGAGAGUGAGCAGUCAGUGCACAGCUGUUUUGUGGGUGUGAUAUCCAGUCAUGGAGAGAACGGAGUGGUAUUCGGAUCAGACGGACGCCCUGUCAAACUGGCACAUAUAUACUCACAAUUUGGAGGACCAGUCAUGGCUAACAAAAGCAAACUGUUCCUCAUCCAGGCUUGUCGAGGCAGUGAGCUGGAUAAUGGUGUUGAGACUGAUACAGUCUGCGUAGACUCAUCUGAAGAUGACGGUGUAUAUGAAUGUCAGUCAAUUCCUAACCAAACAGUUGUUGCUUAUGCUACGGCUCCAGGCUACAGUGCCUUCAUGCACCCGACCGGCUCAGUGUUCCUGCAGACGUUCUGUGAUCUGGUGGAGGAGUGUGAGGAGUGGGAGAUCACACGGUUUCUGACUCAACUAAAUCGGCGUAUAGCCUAUGAGUUUGAGGCAAGAGGAAAGAUGCUGAAGGGCAAAAAGGAGAUGCCAUGUUUCGUCAGCCGCCUCACCGCUGACUUUUACCCCUUCACCAACACAAUCAAAGUUUCGGCCACGGAGCUGCUCCUAGACACACUGACUGCUCGAAAAAACUCUAUCAGCUGAACUUAAACCUGAGAUAACUGACUUGUAUUGUCCAAGAUGACUUUAUUAGGACAUAUUCUCAUUCUGGUGCUAUACAGUGGAAACAAAACUAUUUUAUGUUGGUUACUAUGACUACAGGGAGAUCAUUAUGGUGAAUUAUAGGGCGCAGCGUUAGAGAGCAGAUUGAUUUGUGUAUUAAACCAUAUAUAUAUAUCAAUAUAUAUAUAUAUAUAUGAGCAUAGGACUGGAGAGUAUUUGCACAUAUUUAACAAUGUUAUAAAUAAUGACGAUACUUGAAUGAAUACACGAUUAUGUCAUAUGUCUGUACAAACAUUACUUAAGAAAGUUUCAAGAAAGUUUUGGGACAAUUGUUGUUUUGGAUUGUUCUGGAUGUAGAAUAAAGUGUCACUGUCA
Messenger RNA from Tachysurus fulvidraco (yellow catfish), 1356 nucleotides. RefSeq names its product caspase-3-like. The coding region runs from base 169 to 963 and encodes 264 amino acids. Gene Ontology annotation, biological process: proteolysis. Lineage: Eukaryota; Metazoa; Chordata; Actinopteri; Siluriformes; Bagridae. Gene Ontology annotation, molecular function: cysteine-type endopeptidase activity. The transcript is spliced from 4 exons. The record is from RefSeq and is a predicted model, not a curated record.